Funneliformis geosporum is the source of this 6231-nucleotide messenger RNA. The record is from the annotation of a GenBank genome assembly. Lineage: Eukaryota; Fungi; Glomeromycota; Glomeromycetes; Glomerales; Glomeraceae.
AUGCCGAGAGGUGGGUUUAAUAAAGGUCUAGAAAAAGGUUUGAAGGCAGGAAAAUGUAAACUUCCAGAAGAAGAAAGGGAGAAAUAUCGAAACAUUUUUAAAAAGGUGGGCGAAGAUAAUUAUGAAUCGGCAGACGAAGGAGAGGGAUUAAAAAAGAAAAUGAUUGGUGAUGAAUACACAGAAAAUGAUGGCGGUAAAUUGCGAUAUGAACGGUUAUUUGGUUUUACCAAUAAAUUAAUUGCGAUAAUUGAACUGGAAAAAUUUUUGCUAAAAGCGGAGAAACUAUUUAAGGGAAAAGGAACUUCGGAAGAGGAUUUAGCCCGAGAUUUAAAAAAAAUUAGAGAGAUUGAAACUGAUUUGGCGGAGUUUGCUAAACCGGAACAAGAAGUAGACGAAUAUAUUCGAAAAGUUAGAGUUCUAUCUCGACCCAAUACUGAUAAUAAAACUUAUUCUGAGGAAAUCCAACGCUGUUUAAACCAGUUAAACCACCAGAAAGAAGAAACAGAAAAAGAAAUUGAGAGAGAGCAGGAGCGUGAGAAAAUUCUAAUUCUAGAAAAAAUCAAAGCAGCAAAGGAGUAUUCGGAACUAGAAAGUGCGGAUUUAUCGGAGGCGGAAAUUGACCGGAGACUUAAUGGGAAUUGUGGAAUAGUUAUCAAUGGUUUAAAAAUAUUUUGUGAUGCUAAAAAAGAAUUGUUAAAAUAUGGAUUUUUAGAUACAGUUGGGAAUUGUAAUAAAGUCCAACGAAGAGUUGAACAUAGUGAAUUGGUUGAAAUCAGAAAAAUAGUCCAAAAUACAGUUAACCAAUUAGUAGCCGAUUAUAAAACUUUUUUUAAAAAGCAUUCGGAUAUUCCCCAACCGCACCGAAAAUAUUGGGUAAAUUCUGGUCUUUCUCCUAAAAUCCCAGAGGGUUCUUUGAAGACGGAGAAAAUUGCGAAAAAAAUAACUGAAAUUCCCGGUCUAAGCGAAACCGAAUUACAGAUUGAUUAUGACAAUGCUCGUUUGGAUGAAUUGAAGCGAACGGAGAGAGAUAAUAUUCCCAACCAAGCCAUUGAAAAAUUACAGGAAGUGGUGGAAAAUCAUGGAUUAAGUGCGUGGAGAGAACCUAAAAAAACUGAAAAUGUACGUGGGGAGGAUAAUACAACUGAAACCUAUCAAAAACUUGAUGGAAAAGGAAUAUACCAAUAUACUAAAAAAACUGAGGCUGGUGAAAUAAUUGGAGAAAGUGUCCAGGAAAUGCUUUUCCAAGAAAUUGAUGACCGUUGGGAAAAUUCAAAAGAGCGUAUUGGCGAAUUAACUAAAAAAGAGCAUGAAACCGAUUUAGAAAUGAAGGAAAAGAAAUUGGAGAGAAAAUUAACGAGAAAGGAACUUCAAAAAGCAAUUGAAGAAAAAGUAUCAUUAGGAAUGUUUGGUGGUCGGUUUAGUGAUAGCAAAAAAAUCAAAGAAAAAAUUCAAACAAUUUUACAUGCUCUCCAAGAUUUAAUUCCCCAAGAUAAUAAUUCAGAUAGAAACACUUCCAUAACCGGAAAUGAUUUAUCUCCUGCUCAAAUUAAUGCUUAUAUCCUUAAUAAAGGAUUUGGACUUUCUGAAAACGAGAUAAAAGAAAUUACAGAAAAGGUUGACAACCGAGAUACUUGGAAAGCCAAAUAUCCGAAUGCUGAUGGACACCAACAAGCCGAGCAAGAACUACGGGAAACAGAACUAGCGGGGCGAAAAGCAGAGGUAGCGGUAAUGAGUUAUGAAGCGACUCACAAUGCCCUAACAGUGGCUCAAAAAGACCUAAAUGAACUUAAAACCGGAACCAAACCAACCAUGAUAAACCAUGCCAACAUUGAGGAAUUAAGAGCAGAAUUUAGGGAAACAAAACUUUCUGACCGGGAAAUAUUGGAAGAAAUCAAAAACCAAAUUAAAAGUAAAAUUGAUUUUAUUAAAUUAAACUUACCUAUUUCUUUCUCAGAAAAAUUAGUCGGCAAAAGAUUUACCGAACUGAAAAAAAUAAGUGAGAAGGGGCAAGGUUUAGUUCAAAAAUUAAAGGAUGCCGGAGAACUGCCUGAUUUAAGCGAAGGCGAAAAAAUUGCUAACCUAGUCAAAAAUGGCACAGAAGAACCUGGCACAGCAGAUACCGAAUUUGUAGAUAAAAAAACCGCCUUAUUAAAAUUUGCCAAAGAACACUAUAUCAAAAAAGUUGAAGAUUUGGGAGGUUUCACCGACUCACAAAUUAACGGUGCUUACUCCGAGGAAGAAGGAUAUAAUUGGAGAGACAAUAUUGAGAAAGGAGAGAACAUUCCUAAUUUAGUAGUUUAUGCCGAGGACUUGAUUUCAAAAAUCAAGGAAAAACUAUUAAAAAAAACUACUGAGGAAAAAGAUGAACUUUUUGAUGAAGAAGAUAAUUUUGGUUCAGAUGAGGAUAAAAUUACUUUUAAUUUCAAGGGUCAACCCUAUACUAGCCUUUUUCCCGAAGCGUUGGUUGAAGGUAUUAAAAAUACUAAAUCAUUAGUAAUUAAUUUUGAUAAAACAGAGGAGGAACAAGAAAAUGAGUGGGAAAAACAGAAGGAAAGUCUCAAAAAUUCUGCCGCCGGAGAUAUAGUAAAAAUAAAAAUUGAUGAAAAUGAUGAGUUAGAAAAUAUUUCGGUCAAGGAAACAAUAUUUAACCUAGCCAGUUAUUAUGAUUAUACAGAAAUCGUUCUCCAAGGGAAAGAAAACAAACCGGAAAAGGAUAAGUGUGAAUUAAUAAAUUAUUCUUUAAAGUUUUUACCUAGCGGUGGUAGAGUUGAGGAAAAUAAAAUUACCUUUGAAUUUGAAAGAAGUUCGAUAAUAGCCGAAGGGUUAACUUUUGAUUUUAGUGGGGUUAACCAAUUAGUAAUUAAUUUUGAUGAAAAAGAUGAAAUUUAUGGGUCAAUGCCUAGAAUAAAAUACAAAAAAGGCAAACUCGAAUUAAAAAAUUUUGUUGCGGGAGAUACAGUUGAAAUUGAGGGAACCGAAGCAUUCAGGGAGGAGUUUAACAAAAUUUUAAAUCAAAUUGUAAAAACAACUGAAUGUGAGAAAUUGGAUAACCCGGACUUCCAAGAUACGGAAAUUGACCGAAAACUUAAUGGGUCUGAUAAUGCCGAUGAAAUUCAAGAUAAAUUUCCAGAAUCCUUACGAGACUCAGUUCCCGGAGAAACUUCCGAAAAUAAAUUAAGCGGUGAAGAAUUAACCGGACUUCAAUUUAUUACUACUAAUCGUUUAGAAGUAAUUAAUAUUGCGAAAAAAAUAGACAAAAUUUUAGGGUCGGGUGAGGAAGAUUUAAAUAAAUAUAAUGAUACUUUUUUCAGCGGUUUAAGAGAAAGAGGAGAUAUCCCCCUUCAAGUUAUUGAAAAAUUAGCCCAAGUGGUUAAAAACCAUGAAUUAAGUGCCAAAAAAAUACCGAGAAAAGGCACUGUCGGUGUAUUAAAAAAAAUUUUUUACGAAGAUAGCGAGUGCGAUAAAGCAUUAAAAAAUGGCUGGCAAGCCGAUUGGCGAAGCGGUAGAGAUGCUAAAAACGAGAAAGCGGCGGAAGAAAUUGAUAAUAAAAUUAAAUCCUUGGAAAAAAAUAAAGAUUCAAAAAAAGCUUUUUCUGAGAAAAUAGCAAAAGAAGCAAUUACGAGAGUAAAAAAAGAAUUAUUAGGUUUAAUUAAAAGGCAAAAUGAAAGAUUUUUCCAAGACAUUGUUCAGAAAAUUGUCAAAAGCGAAAUUAAGAAUAUUACAGCAAUUCCUCCGGUUUAUGCUAGUAGCAAUAAUCUCCGAAAUCUAUUAGAUUUACAAAAAGUUAUAAAGGCAGCCCAAGAAGCCGAGAAAAAAAUCAGAGAACUUCCCGACUCUAACCUUCAAAUCCAAAUUGAGGGAUUAAAAAAAUACCAAGAGCACUAUAUCAAAAAAGUUCAGCAAAAAGCCCGCCAAGAUUUACAAACUAAGAUUGAGAAAGGGAUAAAGGAAAGUAGAAGUUUAUCAUUCCGGGAUAUUAUUCCAAUUGGUAAAAAAGAUACUAAUUUAACCAAUAUCCAAACAAUUUUACACGCUCUCCAAACUUUAAUACCGAAAGAUAAUAAUCCCACUCCCUCUCCAACUGAUAAUGCUCCUGAGUACGGAAAUAAAAAAUUAUCUCCCGCCCAAAUUGCGGCUUAUGCUUUCAACCAAGAAAAAGCUGAUGCUCGUGAACUAGUCUUAUUAAAAAUGGAGGCGGUUUUUGUCGACCACGAAAAAGAACUAUGGGGGUUUACCCUUUCUGAAAAAGAGAAGGGUGAAAUAGAAGCAACAGGGGUUGACAAAAAGAAAUUAAUAGAAAUUCAGAAAAAUUUCCGUCUUGCCCACAACCCGGUCGAGGGACCUAAUAAAGCCGAAGAAGUUUAUAAAAAUGCUCUGGCGAAAGAUGCUGAGGUGCGGAAUAUUGAGGAUGGAACACAAAAAAAGAAUUGGAAAAUUGUAGCAGGUUCCACUGCCGCAAUUAAAAAUGCCGAAAUAAUUUGGAAUAAUGGUUGGAGAGAAAUCAAAGGGACAGCAGAAAAACCGCUAAAUGAAAAUCGUAUGAGUGCUUUCGGACAUGGAUUUAGUAAUGAGGUUAAACCACUUACUCACCGCCGAGAAGAUGUUGAUAAAGUUUUAGAAUUAUAUUCCAAAUUAAAUGUAAGAAAUGGUUCUAUUACUAAUUUAACUGACUUGCGAAAUAAUAUUAACUUGAAUAAUUUAGGUUAUGCUGAGGAAUAUGUUCCUAAUGAGGUUAAUUAUGAUAAAAUUAGAGAAUGUGAGGAAGCCAAAAAUGAUUACUGCCGAGCAUGUUUGGCUUUACCUAAUUUAGCCUUAGCCAAAAAUGGAGUUUCCGAGCGAGAAAUAGUUGAUAAUGAAAUAGUUAAUAACCUAAAUAUCAAUCCCUACCAAGUUAAAAAACAAACCUUAGAUUUAGCAAGAGAUUUAUUAAUGGAUAUUAACAAUAAAACUAGUUCUACCGAACUUUCUCCUUAUCCUCGAUUUGGUGAGAUUACGGGUUUAUUACCGGCCGAAGGUGGGCUUGACGAAACAGAUUUGCCGGUGGACAAUACAGAGGAAUAUAGGAGUAUAGAGGACGGGGAUGGAAAUCUUGUUUUUUAUGCCCAAAUUGAGUUUCUUGCGGCUAAUGCUGAGAAAGUGGUUUCGUUAGUCAAAAAUGGAGUAUUGGCAUACUACCAAAAUGGCAUUCCGGCCGACCGGGCUCCCAUUAUUGCCUCCUAUAUUUCGCCUACCAGCGGAGAAAUUGAACCUAGUUUUGACGGAGUGAAAGUUGAGCGUGGCGAGUUAGAGAAAGUAAAUGCGAUAAUUAGAGAAAUCGAAGGGGCAACUCUUUCGGGUAUAAAAAAUAGAGAAGAGAGAAAAAAUAUUGAGCGUAUAACUAAAUAUAAUGAAGCAAAGCAAAAACAAAAAGAAGCCAAAGUUAAACCAGAUAUCACCGAAAUUGAAAAUGAGUUAAACCAAAAACCGGUUAUUUUGGCUCGCGAUUUAACUAAUUCUAAUUAUCGGAAUCAAUUAAUUAACUUAGCCGACCGAGACAGCGAGCGAAAAACCUACAAACAAACCGUAAUAGCAGAAAUUACUCAAAAAAGAAAUGAUAAAUUAGCCCAAGUCCGCCAAAUAAUUGCUAACGCUCAAAUUAUUUUCGCUAAAACCAAGCCAACUAAGGUUCAAUUAGAAAAAGCGGUUAAUGAUUUAAAAACAUUGACCCAAGCAGCAGUAAAUAGUGCUGAAAACUUGGUUUGGAAAGAAAAAGAAAGUGAAAACCAAAAAUUAUUAACUGAUUUAGAAGGAAAAUUAAGCAAAUUUGUUCCACCCCGGCCAACCCCUCUCCCACUGCCCCAACCAGAAAAUCUCCCUCCUCCUCCCACUCCUAAUGCUCCUUUAACUCCGAAGCAAAAAGAAGUUUAUGAAAAUCAACGAAAAAGUCGCCAAGAAGUAGUGCAAAAAUGGGAAGAAGUUAAACAAGAAAUCCAACGUGAAACCUUAGCGGAAAUUCAAGCCUGUCAAAAAGUUUGUGCUCUGCCCCAAAAACCUAAACUGAGCGAGGAAUGUCAGAAACCCGAAAACGAAAGAAUAGUCGGGAUUUACUUUUCUCCUAAUCGAGGUGGCAAUCGGCACGCUCCACUUAGUUAUGCCGAAACCGUUAAUCCAAGCAGUCUGAUAUUAGAAAAAGACAAUCAAGGAGAAAUCUAUCAAGAGCACUCAGUUUCCAAUAUUGAACCGAUUAAUUGA